Uranotaenia lowii is the source of this 3426-nucleotide messenger RNA. It is a transcript of the gene Strip, whose product is annotated as striatin-interacting protein 1 homolog. NCBI's taxonomy places the organism in Eukaryota, Metazoa, Arthropoda, Insecta, Diptera, Culicidae. The record is from RefSeq and is a predicted model, not a curated record. The transcript has 10 exons. The coding region runs from base 1034 to 3400 and encodes 788 amino acids. Gene Ontology annotation, cellular component: cytosol. Gene Ontology annotation, biological process: cytoskeleton organization.
UGGAUUUGCUUGUGUGAAGAUCAAUUUUUAGCAAUUCCGGAGGAAAAGUGAAUUUUCAGUGAAAAACAGGGCCCCAAACGGGUCAAAACCGAUCGCCAUGGAGGGAACCGACGUCAUGCUGACGAUCAACAACUUUUUCGAGAACGAAAUGCUGGAUUUUGAUGUAAGUGACCUGAAAAUCAACCAGAUCCAAACAAAAAAAAACGAACACGACCAACGGCGCUGCAGCAUCAACUUCCUUCCGCCGCCGCCGCUGACGCAAUUUCCGAGAUCUUCCUUACUACUUCUUGUGUUGCCCAUAAAAAAAACCACAAUAAUUCAAACCAAAAGCAAAGCACCAAUAGAUCAAAGAAUACUUGCUCUUAAACACAAAAAUCUGCUACAGCUACUACCACUUCAUAAAUAGAAGGCAUUGAAUAUCUCGAACCGAAGAAGCGAAAGCGAUGAGUACCUCUUCCAUCUUCUAAUAAUACCUACUACUACUACCGUUAUUUCGUUAAUACAACAAUCGCCUAUUUAUUCAACACCACCAGUUUCGUUCUUUUGAGUAACCGUGUAACUUCCAACAAACCUCCCGCCCACUCGCUAGAUCGCCAAUCUGAACCGUUUUUCGCCCAUUGUUUAGUCACUGUCAUUCUACCUUUGUUGUACCAUACCUAUAUCCGUUUUGUUAUUUGAACCCGCCCAUGUCGUUUUAACUUUUUGAGUAGAUUGUGUCCAGUUUCACUCAUCUUCGUUCCGUUGUGAAGCUAUCAACCAUAAUUCCGAUAAAAAAACCAAAAAGGUUCAUACAUUCCCCGCCCCUUUUCCUGUUGUCCCCACGUGUUCUAUAUGUGUUUUUGCGUAGCAACGCUCCCCGAACAAUGAACUAUUAACCGUUACUUGCAAAUUACAGGGGAGCAGUGGCUUAGAAUGUCCCGAUCUAGAUUUCAUUUACGCCGACACCGAUGUUCACGCGAACGAAAUCGCCGAACUGUACAGCUACACCGAACAGGCCGAAUUCCAAUACAAUGUCAAGGCCUUCGAGGACCAGAUGGAGUACUACAACCUGCCCCCGAGCUGGCAGAAGCUAACGGAGGCGGAACAGCGUGGCAUCAUCCUGAAGCUGCUGGACCAGCUGGACAUGUGCAAGAAAAGUUUGCGCAUGAAGGCGGCCCGCUGCAUCUUGUACCUGGCGCAGGGCUGCUGGGCCGAGGUCCAGUGCGACCAGGAACAGCAAACCAUUGCCCGGCGGAACGUUAUGCUGCUCUACGAUGCCGGCGUGUUCGGCGCCUUUGUGGAACUGUUGAACCUGGAAAUCGACAACUCAUCAACUGCAAGCAUUGCCAUUCGCAAGGUGGCCGUUUCGUUGGCCGAUUCCGUUGACUUACGAGUUAUUCUUUCGGUGCUGUACAUCAUAACGGAAGUGAUGCGAGUGGAGAAAGACAGCGCCAAUGGCGAAUACGCUCAUCUGGUGGCCAACUUUACCAAUGAAAUCACUUACCCCAUCGGUGAUGAGCUGCUAUCAGUGAAGUUGCUCGGUAUGAUCACGAAAUUUUGCAGCGGUUCUGCACCGCACUUUCCCAUGAAGAAAGUUUUGCUGCUGCUCUGGAAAGUGUCGCUCGUAUCGCUGGGUGGAAUGGACACAUUGCGAAAUUUGAAAGAUAAAUAUCGCACCGCUGCUGGCCUCUCGUCCAUUCGCGAGGACACCCUCGAGGUGUCGAAGGUCAUGCGGGCCAGUUCACCACCCAUCACAGCGCCCUCGAACGAUGACAAUCCGAACCCGAAGCGGAGCAAACCUUUCCGAAGAGUAUGUACGAACACUACUAGUCAGUUGCAAGAGAGUCUGAUCAAGCAAACCUCACUGGAUGAGCAGGAACAGCUGGGACUGGAGAUGGAAUCGGCAGCCGCUUCCGAAAAUGAGGAGGAAUUGUCCGAAUUCUUUCGGCAGUACGAAGAUCCCGUGAAUGGGGCUAAUGGGGCCCCUGCCAAUCCCGACAAUCCCUCAGAAAAUUCCGCGGAAAAUACUCCUCCCGCCGAGCAGCAGGAACCUGCACCGGAACCGGAGCUGACCAACAAACUACCAUGGGCGCCGAAAAUCCGGCGGAAAGAUAUCGAUGUAUUUCUGAACGCUUCACGCAGCAAGUUCAUCGGUUUCAUACUGAAGGAUGAUCACCAAACACUGGCCGGACUGCCACAGCCAAUCCAGGAAGGUUUCCAUACUCUCAAAAAGCACAUGUACGUAAGUCUGGCAGACGUUCAGAUCAAGAAGGAAGAGGACAUAACUCGCAAUCCAAUUUCGACGUCGGAGGGCGAGAUUUGUCAAACGCCAACCGAAAUACUCUACCAAGCAAUACUGCCAAAUCUGCCCCAGUAUAUGAUAUCGCUGUUGAAGAUCCUCCUGGCGGCUGCGCCGACCUCAAAAGCAAAAACCGAAAGUAUCAACAUUAUGGCCGAUGUUCUUCCGGAGGAUAUGCCCAUGACCGUGACCCAAUCGACCAAACUUGGCAUGGACGUCAGUCGGCACAAGGAAAUCAUCGUGAAAGCCGUUUCGGCCAUUUUACUGCUGUAUCUGAAGCAUUUCAAGAUCAACCACAUAUACCAGUUCGAGUUCAUGUCCCAACAUUUGGUGUUUGCGAACUGCAUUCCCUUGGUGUUAAAAUUCUUCAACCAGAACAUUAUGAGCUACGUAGGUUCGAAAAACGCCAUCCCCAUCAUGGACUUCCCGUCCUGCGUCAUCGGAGAGCAACCGGAACUUACGUCCGAAUCUCUCAUCAUCGGCGAUUCUGCGCCCUAUUCGUGGAGAAACGUGUUCUCGUGCAUAAAUCUGCUACGAAUUCUGAAUAAGCUGACCAAGUGGAAGCACUCCCGCAUCAUGAUGCUCGUAGUAUUCAAAUCUUCACCGAUUCUCAAACGGACGCUUAAAGUACGACAUGCCCUAAUGCAGCUGUACGUUUUGAAGCUGUUAAAAAUGCAAACCAAAUAUCUCGGCCGACAGUGGCGCAAGUCUAACAUGAAAACCAUCAGCGCGAUCUACGCCAAGGUGCGGCAUCGCCUCAACGACGAUUGGGCCUACGGAAACGAUCUGGACGCCCGGCCUUGGGAUUUCCAGGCUGAGGAAUGCGCUCUCCGAAACUGUGUCGACAGGUUCAAUAACCGUAGAUAUCUGCAGGUCAGCCAACCCGACUUUAUCGCCAACGAAUUCGACGAUCCGAUCGAGGGCGAUACAGUGAACGGCGUGGUCGUAGGAGGAGGUGGUGGUGGAAGUAUUGGCAACGGAACCAACGGCAAUGGGCGCAAAUUUGACGAGGUCGAACUAAGCGAAGAGUUUAAGCAGAACUACGAGCUAUGGUUGCAGCAGGAGGUGUUCAAUAACAAUAUCGAUUGGGAUGCACUGCUUUCGAGUGAAGAUUUCGUGUAAGCAUGAUAACCCACGACACGUUACGG